This is a messenger RNA of Plectropomus leopardus (leopard coralgrouper), 966 nucleotides long. RefSeq names its product C-type lectin domain family 4 member E-like. The record is from RefSeq and is a predicted model, not a curated record. NCBI's taxonomy places the organism in Eukaryota, Metazoa, Chordata, Actinopteri, Perciformes, Serranidae.
UCAGAAGCACACUCUCCUAACUCUGGACUCUUUAGGCACCUCAGCACCAAACUGACCAUCGUUACAGCUGAACAUCAUGGCUCAACAGGAUGUCUAUGUUAAUGUAGACAGACCAUCACGUAAUCCUGGCAAAAAGAAAAGCUUUGGAAAAAGUCUAGAAAACAUUUAUGAAAAUGGAGACGCCCUGGAGUCAAAAAGAACUGGACCUGCAGGUGCUGCAGAUCGCAAAAGAGUGAAGAAGGGUUCCUGCAGAGGUGCUGCUGUGUGUCUGGGUCUGCUGUGUCUUCUCCUCCUGACUGGAUUCAUAACUCUGCUUCUCCUGUACACCACAGGCAACUCUGAGUGGGUCAAGUUGCAGACCAGCUACAAAAAUUUGUCUGAAGAGAGAGACUGGUGGCAGAGAAGAUUUGAAGACAUGGCCAAAGACAGAAAUGCUGUACAGACAAAUCUCCCAACAGGGGGGGUUAAGUAUGGCACCAGCCAUUACUACGUAUCUACUGAAAAGAAGACGUGGAAGGAGAGCAGAGAGGCCUGCCAGAGCAAAGGAGCUGACCUGGUGAUCAUCAACAGUGAGGAGGAACAGAAGUUCAUCAUUGAAUUCAACAAAAUAAUUUGGAUUGGGCUGACUGACCAAGAUGAGGAGGGUGUCUGGAAAUGGGUGGAUGGGACAACUCUGUCCACAAAGUACUGGUACUCUCCACAGCCUGACAAUGGGGGAACACUUGGAUAUGCAGAAGACUGUGCUGAGAUGUAUGUUGAAAGCCAUGAUCCAUUAUUAAAAUGGAACGAUGCCCAUUGUUCUCAAAGAAACUACUGGGUCUGUGAGACUUCAUCCAAUUGACAACCCAAACGUAUCAUGGAGAGUUGAUUCCUAAACUUCUUUAAAUAGGAGGGCCCUCUAUCAAUGUGUGGCAACAAGAUGACGAUGUAAUGUGCUUUACAGCUGUUAAUGAUUUGAUAACAGUU